AUGGCCUCUCCCGUCGCACCCGUCACCAAGUUGAGUCUGCGUGUUCGCAACAAGGCCCUGUCGAGGGCGCACGUUCGUGUGGUGGAGGCGAGGGAGCGGCAGGUGGUGGAACAGGAGCUCGAGAGGGCCACCGAGAAGGAACUGAAGAUGACCCUGGGGGGUGGGAUCAGUGCUGAGGUCGGUGGCCUAGAGAUUGGCCUGGAGGCCAAAAGGGGCAAAGAAACACGUACGUGACAGCAUGCACCAGAAUGCACGGCGGAGGUCUCGGCGGUAGGCACUCUUUUCUGGGGAUGUUCAGGUGACAAGACGGAAGAGAAGGCUGUCGUCCGCAUUCAGUACGGCAAGCUCAGGGAGUCACGCGACUGGUGAGAGGGGAGCUAGCUCUUUGUCCCGUGAGACCACGCUUGUCCCUUCCUAUCAGGAUAACGAUUGAUCCCGGCGAGGAGGCCAUUUUGUCAAGCUUCGACUCCCCGUACAUCUCAAUCAUCAUCGAAGACUCGGACUAUCAGCUGCUCAAUCAGCUCAUACACCCAGAAGAGCACAAAUAUGCCAUCGCACUCAGAAGGGUGAGAGAAGCCAGUUGAGAGGCGCCCUUUAGUCACCUAUGGCUGCUCUCCCUUUUCUAGGCCAACCCUCCAUUUGUAUCUCUCGUGAUUGAUGCCGUCGAGGUUGCAAAUGUCGAAGCCAAGCAGAAGGCUUUCCGUCUGAACAACAUCGUGACGAAGCUUGUGUUGACCGCAGUCGAAAGCAUGGGCCGCGGCAUGUCGGUGGGGGUGGAGCCGAAGAAGAAGCGGGAGACACAUGAGGAGGCCGAUGUCUCGCGGCUGUGGAUCCGACAAAUGGACACUCUCUGCCCCAAGGGCGCUUUCCGUUUGGUCCCGGUGGCAUUUCCCGACAAGACGCUGGCGGUCAGCCCAUUGCUGGGCAACAGCCUCGUCCUUGAUGUGCCAACGGUUGAGACAGAUGCCAAGGACAGUAAAGAGGAAGCACGAUACGAGCAGUGGAUCAUGCUCUCAGCUGAGACGCAAGAGAUUGCCCAGCCGAGGACAGACAGAGGCUGGUGCAGUUCGUUCUGCUGUCAGCCCUCCAAAGAUCAGCUGCUCGUGUCGCCCGACAUGGAGUUCCAGCCCGCGAAGGAGCAGAGGAGGGGAAGCAGCAAGUUCGAUGACGAGACAGUGACCAUCAAGUGUGUUGGGCUGCCGGACCAUGUGAUGAGUGUCAAAACGUUUGGGAGAAGCAAGAAUCUGGUGAUGACGAAGGGAGACGAAGGAGUCCCCGUGGAGGCCCUGUGGCGCUGCAGCCAGCCGAUUGUGACCAAGAAGGGUAGCAAAAGCAAUGCCACAAACCGUAUAAACGACAUUGUUAUCUUUUUAUGCUGCCUCCUUGCUUAAGCUGCGCUCAAAGGGGCUACCGCGACGGACACUGAAGAGGUCGGUGGCAUCGCACUCGUUAAGCACGGCAGCUAGCGUUUCAUUGACCCUCUGAUUGACCCAGAUGAGCCUAUUCGAGGCUUCUGCGGAGGGCAAUUUGGAGGCUGUCUUGCGGAUCAUUCAGACCAAAGGCGUCAAAUGCCUGCAGGAGACCGACGAGGUGAGACACACCGCUUGACAUGGCAAUGAUGGGAACGUGACUGGUGUUUCGUGGCUUUGCAGGAGGGCUUCACGGCGCUGCACUUCGCCGCCCAAAAUGGUCAUGAAGACAUUGUCAGAGAGAUAGUGACCAAAGGCGGCAAAGAACUCAUCAAAAAGAGAACCAUCGUACAGGUGAGCUGAGACACAGCAUGGCGAGCGACAUCCAACAGCAACAGCCAUCUUCAUGUUCAUUAGAAUGAGCCUACAGCGUUGCAUAUGGCGAUUGAGAAGGGUCAUACACCAGUCGUCGCCGCGCUUGUCGAGCUCGGAGGGGCCGAUGUCUUGUUUUUUCAGAGAUGGGGUGCGAAAGAAGCAGUGCUCCCUACAUUGUCUUCACCAUUCUAUUGUGCGGUAUCCUAUCGAACUUUAUCUUGACUGUAUUUCCUGCAGAAUAAGGACACGCCUUUUUACACUGCUGCGCGAUGUGGUGAAGUCGAUGCGCUGACGGUGAUGCAUGCGAAAGGAGGUCGAAGCCUGCUGGAGCAGCAGUCGGAUGUAAAGAGGACAUACCUUUGGACAUACAUGAUUGCUUCCCGUGUGCAUCUGUGUGUGGGAUGCAGGGCGAAUAUGCCAUUCAUUCCGCAGUCGCAAAGGGCCAUCUCACUGUGGUCAAUCAGCUCUUAUCGUGGGGCGGAAAGGCGCAGCUCGACAACCUCAACAGCGUAAAGCCCUGUGCACUGCGCAUUGUCUUGGACAUGAUCUUGUUAUGCUUUGCUUGGCGACUGCAGAACCGUCACACACCCUUCCUUCUUGCUGCGUGGGCUGGUCAUGUGGAUGUGUUGCGAGCGAUUUUCGCCAAAGGGGGUGGCAAACCCUUACUGGAACAACAGAAUCCAGUAAGGGGAGGAAGCCAAUAUCAACAAGUGUCAAGUGCGUGUCUAUGAUUAUGACCACAGUUGGGCAGCUAUGCGGUCCACUUGGCAGCUAUAAUGGGCCAUGUUGAUGCGCUUCAGCAGGUGCUGGAGUAA
Molecule: messenger RNA, 2599 nt
Organism: Vitrella brassicaformis
Lineage: Eukaryota; Vitrellaceae
Source: the annotation of a GenBank genome assembly